Messenger RNA from Triticum dicoccoides, 1622 nucleotides. RefSeq names its product metal tolerance protein 5-like. The coding region runs from base 128 to 1342 and encodes 404 amino acids. Gene Ontology annotation, biological process: monoatomic cation transport; transmembrane transport. NCBI's taxonomy places the organism in Eukaryota, Viridiplantae, Streptophyta, Magnoliopsida, Poales, Poaceae. The transcript is spliced from 6 exons. Gene Ontology annotation, cellular component: membrane. Gene Ontology annotation, molecular function: manganese:proton antiporter activity. The record is from RefSeq and is a predicted model, not a curated record.
AGCCGCUUAAUUGGUUUGCUCGACGACGCCUUUGCCUCGCAACUCCCAACCUCCCCCCGCUUCCGCUCCCCUGCUCCCUCGUGUGGCGCCGCACAGGAAGGAACCCGGCGGCGGCUAGGGUUCGGAAAUGGCGGCAAGUGGAGCCGGCGGGGAGGGCGAGGAGCUGCGGCUGCUCGCCGCCGUCGAGGCGGGCGACGCCGGCGCGCCCGCGGCGGAGAAGUCGUGGCGCCUCAACUUCGACGGAUUCCGCCCGCCGGAGGCGCACCAGGAGAGGCCCGCCCGAGGGCUCCAUCACCACUGCCUCGGCGUCAUAGGUCAAGCUCCUGAGGAUGUUGUCGCUGAAUACUACCAACAGCAAGUGGAAAUGCUAGAGGGUUUCAAUGAAAUGGAUGCGUUGACAGAUCGUGGUUUUCUUCCUGGAAUGUCCAAGGAAGAGCGUGAACAGGUUGCUAGGAGUGAAACAUUAGCCAUCCGGCUGUCAAACAUUGCAAACAUGGUUCUUUUUGCUGCAAAAGUGUAUGCUUCAGUAUGGAGUGGCUCGCUUGCUAUUAUAGCUUCCACUUUGGAUUCUCUUCUUGACUUGUUAUCAGGGUUCAUCUUAUGGUUUACUGCAUUUUCUAUGCAAACACCAAAUCCCUACAGAUACCCAAUUGGUAAAAAGCGCAUGCAGCCGCUGGGAAUACUUGUCUUUGCCUCAGUCAUGGCAACGCUUGGCCUUCAGAUCAUCUUAGAAUCAACUCGAUCACUGUUGUCUGAUGGAGGUGAAUUCAGCUUGACAAAGGAGCAGGAAAAGUGGGUUGUGGACAUCAUGCUCUCAGUGACGCUGGUGAAACUUGCCCUGGCUUUAUAUUGCCGCACGUUCACCAACGAAAUCGUCAAGGCUUAUGCACAGGAUCACAUUUUCGAUGUUAUCACUAAUAUAAUUGGUCUUGUGGCUGCACUACUCGCAAAUUAUUUCGAAGGAUGGAUCGACCCUGUUGGUGCAAUUAUUCUAGCAAUCUACACCAUCAGGACAUGGUCGAUGACGGUGCUAGAAAACGUCCACUCGCUCGUCGGGCAGUCGGCUUCACCGGAGUACCUUCAGAAGCUGACCUAUCUAUGCUGGAACCACCACAAGGCCGUGAGGCACAUCGACACGGUGCGCGCCUACACGUUCGGCUCGCACUACUUCGUGGAGGUGGACAUCGUGCUGCCGGCGGGCAUGCCGCUGCGGGAGGCGCACGACAUCGGCGAGGCCCUGCAGGAGAAGCUGGAGCGCCUGCCUGAGAUCGAGCGCGCCUUCGUCCACCUCGACUACGAGUUCACCCAUCGGCCCGAGCACGCUCUGUCCCAUGAGAAGUAGCUUCAGGAUCGGCCGGUGGAUGCAGCUCUGUACAGAUUAAUGGCAAUAGUUUCAGAAAUCCGGGUGUUCCUCAAGGCGUCGCAGAAAAACCUGCGGGUGCGGCACGCAAUUGAAAUGUGCAUACUGGAGUGCCGGAUCUGGCGAUGUCGACGUAGAUUGUGUCUUGUAAGUUGCUGUGCUACGUAGGUAGCAUAUAUAUUUUAAUGUCCUAUACCCUGAUCAUGGCCACAUUUUUAUUGCUGGUUCACACAUGGCUAUGAACAAAACUUGCAAACGGUUA